Molecule: messenger RNA, 10055 nt
Organism: Diceros bicornis minor
Lineage: Eukaryota; Metazoa; Chordata; Mammalia; Perissodactyla; Rhinocerotidae
Gene: KIF1B
Product: kinesin family member 1B
Exons: 47
Coding region: 333-5645 (1770 amino acids)
Biological process (GO): microtubule-based movement
Molecular function (GO): ATP binding; microtubule motor activity; microtubule binding
Source: RefSeq, a predicted model, not a curated record
GAGUCGGAGCCGAGCCCCGCCCGCCGCAGCUGCCACUGCCGGCCCGUCGCCGCGCCCCGGGCUCCCGCGCCCUCCGCCCGCCGCGGCCCUCGAUGCGGGGCCGGGCCGCUGCGUGAUGGGACUGCGGAGCGGCGUCCUGUGGCUCGCGGCGGCCGCUGCUCGCGCUGAGGAGCGUCGGUGCCGGGCCCCCCAGGUCCCCGCGCGCCGCGGCGCCUGCUGACCCGGCCCGCCCGCCCGUGGCCCGCAGCGCGGCUGAGGAAACUUGAAUAUAACUUCAAAAGAACAUUUGAUUCUUUCUUUCUGGACUGCAUAUAUAUAACAAGACCAUCAGAAUGUCGGGAGCCUCAGUGAAGGUGGCUGUCCGUGUGCGGCCCUUCAAUUCUCGAGAGACCAGCAAAGAGUCCAAGUGCAUCAUUCAGAUGCAAGGCAACUCGACAAGUAUUGUUAACCCAAAGAACCCAAAAGAAGCUCCCAAGUCCUUCAGCUUCGACUACUCCUACUGGUCUCACACCUCGCCCGAAGAUCCUUGUUUUGCAUCUCAAAACCGUGUGUACAAUGACAUUGGAAAGGAAAUGCUCUUACAUGCCUUUGAGGGAUAUAAUGUCUGUAUUUUUGCCUAUGGGCAGACUGGUGCUGGGAAAUCUUAUACAAUGAUGGGUAAACAAGAAGAAAGCCAGGCUGGCAUCAUUCCACAGUUAUGUGAAGAACUAUUUGAGAAAAUCAAUGACAACUGUAAUGAAGAAAUGUCUUACUCUGUGGAGGUGAGCUACAUGGAGAUUUACUGUGAAAGAGUACGAGAUUUGCUGAAUCCGAAAAACAAGGGUAAUUUGCGUGUGCGUGAACAUCCGCUUCUUGGCCCAUAUGUGGAAGAUCUGUCAAAGUUGGCAGUGACUUCCUACACAGACAUUGCUGACCUCAUGGAUGCUGGAAACAAAGCCAGGACAGUGGCAGCUACCAACAUGAAUGAAACAAGUAGCCGUUCCCAUGCUGUAUUUACCAUUGUUUUCACCCAGAAGAAACAUGAUACUGAGACCAAUCUUUCCACUGAGAAGGUUAGUAAAAUCAGUUUGGUGGAUCUAGCGGGAAGUGAACGAGCUGAUUCAACUGGUGCCAAAGGGACUCGAUUAAAGGAAGGAGCAAAUAUUAAUAAGUCUCUUACAACUCUGGGCAAAGUCAUUUCAGCCUUGGCAGAGGUGAGUAAGAAGAAGAAGAAAACUGAUUUUAUUCCCUACAGGGAUUCUGUACUUACUUGGCUCCUUCGAGAAAAUCUAGGUGGCAAUUCUCGGACUGCAAUGGUUGCUGCUCUGAGCCCAGCAGAUAUCAACUAUGAUGAAACUUUGAGCACUCUGAGAUAUGCAGAUCGUGCAAAACAAAUUAAAUGCAAUGCUGUUAUCAAUGAGGACCCCAAUGCAAAACUGGUUCGUGAAUUAAAAGAGGAGGUAACACGGCUGAAGGACCUUCUUCGUGCUCAAGGGCUGGGAGAUAUUAUUGAUACAUCCAUGGGGUCCCUUACUUCAUCUCCUUCUUCCUGCUCACUCAAUAGUCAAGUGGGCUUAACAUCUGUGACCAGUAUUCAGGAGAGGAUCAUGUCUACACCUGGAGGAGAGGAAGCCAUUGAACGUCUAAAGGAAUCAGAGAAGAUCAUUGCUGAGUUAAAUGAAACCUGGGAAGAGAAGCUACGUAAAACAGAGGCCAUCAGAAUGGAGAGAGAGGCCUUGUUGGCUGAGAUGGGAGUUGCCAUUCGGGAAGAUGGAGGAACACUGGGGGUUUUCUCACCUAAAAAGACCCCACAUCUUGUUAACCUCAAUGAGGACCCACUAAUGUCUGAAUGCCUGCUUUAUUACAUCAAAGAUGGAAUUACAAGGGUUGGCCAAGCAGAUGCUGAGCGGCGCCAGGACAUCGUGCUGAGUGGGGCUCACAUUAAAGAAGAGCAUUGUAUCUUUCGGAGUGAGAGAAACAACAGUGGGGAUGUUAUCGUGACCCUAGAGCCUUGUGAACGCUCAGAAACCUACGUAAAUGGCAAGAGGGUGGCCCAGCCUGUUCAGCUGCGCUCAGGAAACCGUAUCAUCAUGGGUAAAAACCAUGUGUUUCGUUUUAACCACCCGGAGCAAGCACGGGCUGAGCGGGAGAAGACUCCUUCUGCUGAGACCCCCUCUGAGCCUGUGGACUGGACGUUUGCCCAGAGAGAGCUUCUAGAAAAACAAGGAAUAGAUAUGAAACAGGAGAUGGAGAAAAGGCUACAGGAAAUGGAAAUACUAUACAAAAAGGAGAAGGAAGAAGCAGAUCUUCUCCUGGAGCAGCAGAGACUGGACUAUGAGAGUAAAUUGCAGGCCUUGCAGAAGCAGGUUGAGACCCGAUCCCUAGCUGCAGAAACAACUGAAGAGGAAGAAGAGGAGGAAGAAGUUCCCUGGACACAACAUGAAUUUGAGCUGGCUCAGUGGGCCUUCCGGAAGUGGAAGUCUCACCAGUUUACUUCAUUAAGGGACUUACUCUGGGGCAAUGCUGUUUACCUGAAGGAGGCCAAUGCCAUCAGUGUGGAACUGAAGAAGAAGGUGCAGUUUCAGUUUGUUCUGCUGACUGACACGUUGUACUCCCCUUUGCCUCCCGAAUUACUUCCCACUGAGAUGGAAAAAACUCACGAAGACAGGCCUUUCCCUCGUACAGUGGUGGCAGUGGAAGUCCAGGAUCUGAAGAACGGAGCAACACAUUAUUGGUCUUUGGAGAAACUCAAGCAGAGGCUGGCUUUGAUGCGAGAGAUGUAUGACAGGGCAGGUGAGAUGGCCUCCGGUGCCCAAGAUGAAAGUGAAACCACUAUGACUGGCAGUGAUCCAUUUUAUGAUCGGUUCCAUUGGUUCAAACUUGUAGGAAGCUCCCCCAUUUUCCACGGCUGUGUGAAUGAGCGCCUUGCUGACCGCACACCCUCCCCUACUUUUUCCACGGCCGAUUCCGACAUCACUGAGCUGGCUGACGAGCAGCAAGAUGAGAUGGAGGAUUUUGAUGAUGAGGCAUUCGUGGAUGACACCGGCUCUGACGCAGGGACGGAGGAGGGAUCAGAUCUCUUCAGUGACGGGCAUGACCCGUUUUACGACCGAUCCCCAUGGUUCAUUUUAGUGGGAAGGGCAUUUGUUUACCUGAGCAACCUGCUGUAUCCCGUGCCUCUGAUUCACAGGGUGGCCGUUGUCAGCGAGAAGGGUGAAGUGCGGGGAUUUCUUCGUGUGGCUGUACAGGCCAUUGCAGCGGAUGAAGAAGCUCCUGAUUAUGGCUCUGGAAUUCGACAGUCGGGAACAGCUAAAAUAUCUUUUGAUAACGAGUACUUUAAUCAGAGUGACUUUUCUUCAGUUGCAAUGACUCGUUCUGGUCUGUCCUUGGAGGAGCUGAGGAUUGUGGAAGGACAGGGUCAGAGUUCUGAGGUCAUCACUCCUCCAGAAGAAAUCAACCGAAUGAAUGAUUUGGAUUUGAAGUCAAGCACUUUGCUGGAUGGUAAGAUGGUAAUGGAAGGGUUUUCAGAAGAGAUUGGCAACCACCUGAAACUGGGCAGUGCCUUCACUUUCCGUGUAACAGUGUUGCAGGCCAGUGGAAUCCUCCCAGAGUAUGCAGAUAUCUUCUGUCAGUUCAACUUUUUGCAUCGCCAUGAUGAAGCGUUCUCCACUGAACCCCUCAAAAACAAUGGCAGAGGAAGUCCUCUGGGCUUUUAUCAUGUGCAGAAUAUUGCAGUGGAGGUCACUGAAUCAUUUGUGGAAUACAUCAAAACUAAGCCUAUAGUAUUUGAAGUCUUUGGGCAUUAUCAGCAGCACCCACUUCACCUGCAAGGACAGGAGCUUAACAGUCCACCUCAGCCAUCUCGACGAUUCUUCCCUCCGCCCAUGCCGCUCUCCAAGCCAGUUCCAGCCACCAAGUUGAACACCAUGAGCAAAACCAGCCUUGGCCAGAGCAUGAGCAAGUAUGAUCUUCUGGUUUGGUUUGAGAUCAGUGAACUGGAGCCUACAGGAGAGUAUAUCCCAGCUGUGGUUGACCAUACAGCAGGCUUGCCCUGCCAGGGGACAUUUUUGCUUCACCAGGGCAUCCAGCGAAGAAUCACAGUGACCAUUAUCCAUGAGAAGGGGAGUGAGCUCCACUGGAAAGAUGUUCGUGAGCUGGUGGUAGGCCGGAUUAGGAAUAAGCCUGAGGUGGAUGAAGCUGCAGUUGAUGCCAUCCUCUCCCUAAAUAUUAUCUCUGCCAAGUACCUGAAGUCUUCCCACAACUCUAGCAGGACCUUCUACCGUUUCGAGGCUGUGUGGGACAGCUCCCUCCAUAACUCCCUCCUUCUGAACCGAGUGACACCCUAUGGGGAAAAGAUCUACAUGACCUUGUCGGCCUACCUAGAGCUGGAUCAUUGCAUCCAGCCAGCUGUCAUCACCAAGGAUGUGUGCAUGGUCUUCUAUUCCCGGGAUGCCAAGAUCUCUCCGCCACGCUCUUUGCGUAGCCUCUUUGGCAGUGGCUACUCCAAGUCACCAGACUCCAAUCGAGUCACUGGAAUUUAUGAACUCAGUUUAUGCAAAAUGGCAGACACAGGUAGUCCAGGCAUGCAGAGGAGGAGAAGAAAAAUCUUGGAUACAUCAGUGGCGUAUGUGCGGGGAGAAGAGAACUUAGCAGGCUGGCGGCCCCGUGGAGACAGCCUCAUCCUUGAGCACCAGUGGGAGUUAGAGAAGCUGGAGCUCCUCCACGAGGUGGAGAAAACCCGCCACUUCCUGCUGCUGCGUGAGAGACUUGGUGAUAGCAUUCCCAAAUCCCUGAGCAACUCAUUGUCCCCUAGCCUCAGCAGUGGAACCCUCAGCACCUCCACCAGCAUCUCCUCUCAGAUUUCAACCACCACCUUUGAAAGUGCCAUCACACCCAGUGAGAGCAGUGGCUACGACUCAGCAGACAUUGAAAGCCUAGUGGAUCGAGAGAAAGAGCUGGCUACCAAGUGCCUGCAACUUCUCACCCACACUUUCAACCGAGAAUUCAGCCAGGUGCACGGCAGCAUCAGUGACUGUAAGUUGUCUGAUAUCUCUCCAAUUGGACGGGAUCCCUCUGUGUCCAGUUUCAGCAGUGCUACCCUCACUCCCUCCUCCACCUGCCCUUCUCUGGUAGACUCUAGGAGCAACUCUUUGGAUCAGAAGACUCCAGAAGCCAAUUCCCGGGCCUCUAGUCCCUGCCCAGAAUUUGAACAGUUUCAGAUUGUUCCAACUGUGGAAACGCCCUAUUUGGCCCGAGCAGGAAAAAAUGAAUUUCUCAAUCUUGUUCCAGACAUUGAAGAAAUUAGACCAGGCUCAGUGGUAUCUAAGAAAGGAUACCUACAUUUCAAGGAGCCACUUGCUAACAACUGGGCUAAACAUUUUGUCGUGGUCCGUCGCCCUUAUGUCUUCAUCUAUAACAGUGACAAAGACCCAGUGGAGCGUGGCAUCAUUAACCUGUCCACAGCGCAGGUGGAAUACAGUGAGGACCAGCAGGCCAUGGUGAAGACAUCUAACACCUUUGCUGUAUGCACAAAGCACCGUGGGGUCCUUUUGCAGGCUCUCAAUGACAAAGACAUGAAUGACUGGUUAUAUGCCUUCAACCCACUCCUUGCUGGCACAAUACGGUCAAAACUCUCCCGCAGGUGCCCGAGCCAACCGAAGUACUAAGUGACUCUGCUGAGCGCCCUCACUCGCCUUCCAAGAGAUAAAGAAAGUGUUACCUCUCAUUUCUCUUUGUGAUUCUUGACGGUUACUCUUGUAUGUAAUCCUGUGGCUUAACUACUUUUCCCUCCUUGUCCAGCACUUUUUCUAGCUCUCCUGUUCCCCAUCUCCAUUGCUCUGUACUCUUUUCUUUUUUCCUGUGCUGAAAAUCUUGUUAGAAGCAUGUGGCCUAACAAAAAGGGAAAAAAACAAACAAAAAAACAACCCAGAGAGGAUCCAGUGAAUCUCCAAAUUAUUUUUUGGUGUAUUUUGGCUUCCUUUUGUAUGAUAGGUCCCCAUUAUGACCACCUCUGUCUGUACUGCUGUCUUUGGAUAUGUUUGUCUGUUUUUCAAGAUAACAUAAUAGUUUUUUCUUUUCUCUGUUUGUGAUAUCACUUUAAUUUUUCUUGGGUGGCUUAGAGACUAAGGGAGGAGACAUCUGGCCUUUUUAGAACCUGAGAGGAGAAAACUGACCUUUUCCCCUUCUGUCUCUUUUUGCCAUGGCUAAUCCCUGCAUUUUUUCAUUCGGGGAAAAGGUUGUGGUGAGCUUAGAAAUGGGACAGGUACAUUCUCUGAAAUUGGGGCUUAUUUAGAACAUAGUUACAUAAUUUUCAUUUAGUGGAAGAGAGGAGGAGAAGAUCUUUUAGCAGGCCUGGAACAGUGGCUGCUGUUGACCUUGUAAGAAGAGAAGAGCCAAGGAUAUUGCCGGUGGAUUUCAAAAGGCCAUAGGAUUUGGCAGUGAGCCGUGAAGGCAGAGAGUCAAUAGGAUGCUUAUAGUUCCUCACAGCAGGAUUCCUAUGAACUGUUUUUCUCCAGUGGAAGGGAGCCUUUUAGAGUUUCUCAGUUCUUUUCUUGGUAUUAGUGUGAUGGUGGUAGUUUGGAAUUUAGUGCAGUGUCAUACACAAAUAUCCCACAAGGAGGGAGUGUUUCACUUUCUGAUGAUGAACUUGAUGGUCUUUGUUGUCAUUAUAAUCCUGAGUAGUGACCUUGUGAUUGUUGUAGCUCCCUUUGAUCAAAGAAAUGUAGCUUUUCAAGUAUAAACUUGGAAGUCUGCUGAAUCCGGUGGUCAUUUUCAAUGAUCCUUGUCAAAUUGAAAAUAUUUUCAAUGGGAUGUCUCCCUAUACUCUUAAGUAAGCAAACAUGGCAGGCUUUGCUUUCUGGAUCCCAGGAUUAAAACCAACCGCCUCCCACUGCUUAAAAACAAAAACAGAAGGACACCUGGGGGCAGCGAAGAGAGUCCACCUGAGCUCUGCCCCAGUGGUUUGUUGUUUGCAUCCACUUUGCCUUUCCUCCUUGGUUAUCUCCAUCAGGUAUGGAGGUAUUGCUGGAGAAGAAAGGAGGAAGCUCACUGCUGACAGUCUCCUUCUGUGACGGAACAGGGUCAUCAGCUUCCAGAGGCCAUCAUAGAUGAUACUCUUUUUGUUUCAGCUGCCAGUAAGUUUUACAGGAAUGACAUGGGAAAAAGAAGGACUCCAGGUUACUUCAGUUGCUUUGCCAGUUGACUUGGGGUUGUUUUGUACCAUCUUUACCUUUCUCGCUUGAACCUCUCUGUUUGACCAUCCCUUGGGCAUUCAGGGAAGUAUCUGCUCGCCCCCACUUUGUGGAGACCAAGGGUUCUCGGCCUCGAGGUUGCUGACUCUCAGGUGAUGGGGAACUUGAUGACUUUCUGCUUCAGGCAGCAAAGGGCAGGGCUGAUACACUCUGCACAUAGUUGCUGGGCAGGCUCAUUAUCACCCAGACUUCCUAGUUGGGCUCAUUGUAAUUGCUUUGCAAAGAGGAGGAAAAGUGAGGCACGGAGAGCUUUCUAAAAGAAAGGAUAGAAAUGACAAGCUGUGACCUUGUCUGAAAGAUGAUCAAUAAAAACUGUAUGGUAGCUUUUUUAAACUUUCUUCCUUUCCUUAAAACAUAGGUCAUUACCUGUGAUAUUAUUUGUUUUCUAAGCAGUAUGUGAGAUGUUUUCUAAGCAGUAUGUGAGAUGUUUAAUGUAGUUAGAGGUUUCUUCAUUGUCUAAUGGACACAAUAUGCCUUUCUGGUGUAUACUCAAAUUCAGGAUCUGCUGGUGCUUAGAGACAGCUUCCUGGACUGGAAUUAAAUCUAAUUUCAGGGAAAUGAAAUUUGAAGGUUACUUUUAGAAUUAAAUCAUGGAUGCUGCUGCUGUUAACGAAGUCUGAAUAGAAAGAUCCAUGUUUGUGACAAAGGGUGAUGGAGAAGGCUAAGGGAGAGUAAAAUCACGUGAUACACUGAAAUGACUUUUGUUUUUUCUUCUAACUCAAACAAAACUGGCUUGGAAAGUCUUUGCUUUGGAAGUGUCAGAUAUUAGAACAGGCUGAAUUGGAUUGUUGGUGACAUGCCCAGGUAAGAAGGCCUCAGGAGGAAGCAGGGAUCUCAGGCAGGCAUGCUUUCCACCAUCUAGGAGCCUCUGCUGUGGCUGACGGGUACAGACAGCCCCUGUUGGUACCCCCUCUUUCUCUAGGGGCCCAUCUUCAGAUUGGAGUUGAAACAGUUUCAGAAUUGAUGUUCCCUUUCUGGACAGACCUAUCCCCACUUUAAAGCUCUAAGAGAAGAGAUAUGGCAGGAACUAUUUAUGAGGCUUUAGCUGAAGCCAUAGUGGCAGGAAAGUUGAGGAACAAACUUAAUCUUUAAGGGAACCACCUUUCGAGAGUUGUUUUUUUUUCCCCCGAAAGUAUUCCUUUAAACAAGCAAAAAAAAAAAGCAAGAAAGAAAAGAAAACUGUUAUAUAAAUUAAAGAGAAAUGGGUGCUAGUUAAGACUAAUCAUCUCCCCCUGACAAUCCUCUUUUCUCUUGCCAAAGCAAAAUAUGGCCUCACAGCCCACACCAAACCAUUGCUCACACCCUCCUUGUCUCUGCGCCUGCCUGGGAGUCAGUCAGCUCUCAGGCCUGGCUGUGUGGGGCCAGCCAGCCCUUGCACACAGCCAGGAGUGUGGGGAAGGGCUGCUUCUGGCAGCUGAGUGGUCACUUGAAUUCUAGUACAUGGUUAAAACAUGGUGAAGGUGAGGGAAAAUGAUUUUUCCAAACUAAGAAACCACUUUUUUUCCCCCAUCAGUCACAUAGAACUUAUACAACUACUCAUAUUUUUGAUGGGUUUUUUUCAGCUCUUAAGAUGAAGGAGUAAAUUAAAUUAAAUCAUUGUGAAAGAUCUUUUAGGAUCUAAAAAUAAAAUGACUUCUCCUGGCACGUAUUUCAAAGCAAAGACUUUGUUGCCUGCUGCUUGUUGUCUAAUUUACAGGGAUAUUUAAUUUUGUAAGGUAUUUGUAUAUUUAUACAGCUGUAAUUAAUUGCACAUUGGACUGGAAAAGAAAGGAUGACCUAGCGUGUAGCACCUAUCGGUACUCUGCAUUCCCUUGUGCUCUUGGGUUCUCCCGGACAGUAUCAGGGCUUGUUCGUUUGUUUGUUUGACUUGGGUCCUUCAUUUAUCCUUUUGGUUCCCUUUUUAAAAUGUGAUUGUUAACUUGCUCCUUAAAAGGAAAAGACUAAUUCUGCUGCUGCUCUCAGAAGGUUUGCUGAAUGUAUUUUAAAAAGGACUCUAACUCAUGCACACUGCAGCUGUCCACCGUGGCCAAUAAUGAUUCACCCAAGUGUGUGGCCAAACCGUUACUGUAUGUAGAAGGAAUGUAUUGAUUUGUGUUUCCUUAAUAAAUUGAAAUUUUAGCUGAGAGAUUAUCUGCUAUUGUUGUUCAAAAGGCCAUUUAUGAAAUUCGUAUUUGAGCCCCAUAAAAUCUUAGGAAAACCUCUAAUCAUUUAAAGGAAGAAAUUAGAGUUGAUGUAAAUUUCGUGUUAAAAAGUCACAGCAAAUGGCUAUGCUCAGAUGGAAAGUCUGAGCUGAGGUUGGUCUCUUGCCAAACCCUGGCUGUUGUGUGUUGUUUUCAUGUCUUCGAGGUAAUUUUUUCAUGCUGCAUAUUCUGGCAUCAGUUCACCUAAGGAAUCCAUCAGCCUUCUCACGUUUGAAGAAUUGUCUUAGACUUUGUGGUUCUAAAGUACUUGUCUAUUGAGAUUUAAAGUCUCUUGUCACCAUCCUCAUGCACUACAACAAAACCCAUGAAGCAUAAGUGGCCUUUUUGAACCAAGACUUUGCAAACUGAUCUCUACCCAGUGAAGGAGUUGAGCACAUUAGCAACAAUGUACAUUAUUAAUUUCAGAUUUUCAUUUUCAUGUUUUAUUAUGUAAAUAUCUGAUGUUUGGAGCUUGAGUAUACAGAAUGUAAAUAUAGUUCUUGUAUUUGUACUAAUUCUGGUUCUUUUGCUGUAUAGCCUUAGAUGUGCAAUGCAGACAUUAUCUAACUGUGUAUGGUAACCUUGCAUCACGGAGCUAUUGGUGAACAAGGUAAAAAUAAUAAAGGUGCAGCCAGUGCCAUCAGAA